AAAUUUUGACAAUACUGCCGAGGCGGAGAGAGUUGGGUUCUGACGAAAGCGAGAGAAGAAAAGAAUCGAAACGCGUUCGGUUCAACUCUGUUCUCAGCUUUCCCUUUGAACUCUCUCUUCUCUCUCUCUCUCUCUCAGAGACUGAGUGACAUUGGAUCGAAUUUCGAUAUAUCUAGAAGCGAUGAUCGCGAACAUUACACUUUGAUCUGUUGUUUCGAUUUGACUCUGGCAAUCAGGACUUUGCUCAGGGAGUCAAUGUGGAAUGUAAUCGAAGCAUUGGAAUUUACUAUAAUUGGAUUGUGACAUGAAUCUUUUUGAGAAGCUCUGAUAAGGAAUAAAGGGUUGCAUACAUGUGCUAAAAUAAGUUCUCACCUAGAAUUUCAUGAAUACACUUGAUUUGAGUUACUUUGUAGGACUGAUAUUUCAGUGUGCAAAUAAGUGAUUCUUUCAUUGAGUGAAGUUUCCGUAGAACUUCACAACACAACCAUGAGUUUUGUUUUCCGUGGGACUAGAGCAGAUAUAGAAACUGGCCUUCCAGGAAUUAUUCCUGAAAGGCGUGCAGUGCGUGUUCAUGCUGCUCGACCAGUCAAUACCAAUUCACUUGCUUUUCUUGUUACAGUUCUGUUGCUGUUCAUGAUUCUAAACUCACACCAGAUGUCACCUAACUUCCUGCUCUGGCUAGUAUUUGGCGUCUUUUUUAUGGCAACAAGUCUAAGGAUGUAUGCAACUUGUCAGCAACUUCAAGCUCAGGCCCAAUCUCAUGCUUUGGCAGCAAGUGGGCUUCUUGGUCAUACUGAAUUACGCUUGCAUAUGCCACCAUCAAUAGCACUUGCAACCAGAGGGCGGUUGCAAGGUCUCAGACUCCAGCUCGCACUUAUUGACCGUGAAUUUGAUGAUCUGGAUUAUGAAACUUUAAGAGCACUGGAUUCUGAUAAUGUUCCCACAGUUCCUUCAAUGAGUGAGGAAGAGAUAAAUGUUCUUCCUGUUCAUAAGUACAAAGUUGCUGGCUCCCAUAGUGGUAUCUCAUCAAUGCAAGUGGCUUCAUCUUCAGCCUCUGCUGAGCAGAAGAAGCAAGACAUUGCCAAUGCAGCAGUUGGGUCCACAAAGGCCGCGGAAGAUGAACUGACUUGCAGUGUUUGCUUGGAGCAAGUCAAUGUGGGAGAACUUGUUCGUAGCCUGCCAUGUUUGCAUCAGUUCCAUGCCAUCUGCAUUGAUCCGUGGCUGCGCCAGCAGGGAACUUGUCCUGUCUGUAAAUUUAAAGUUGGGUCAGGAUUGCACAACAAUGGACAAGGCGGUAUUGAUGCUUCCUAUAUGGUUUAACAGACUUACAGAGACAUUUGUAGCUGCUUAUAAAAUCACAUAUACAGCCAUAUACCCUUGAAAUGAUUCAGAAACAAGGGAAUUCUUUAGACUAUAAUCUACUCUGGAUAAUAUAUGUAUCAAUUGGUUGGAUCUAGUACGUGGCGCCUAUGAAGUAGCGGGCUUAAUGAUAUGAUACAUUAUGAAUUUUAUUUAAAAUUAA
Camellia sinensis is the source of this 1522-nucleotide messenger RNA. It is a transcript of the gene SDIR1, whose product is annotated as RING/U-box superfamily protein. Gene Ontology annotation, molecular function: ubiquitin protein ligase activity. Gene Ontology annotation, biological process: protein ubiquitination; ubiquitin-dependent protein catabolic process. The record is from RefSeq and is a predicted model, not a curated record. Lineage: Eukaryota; Viridiplantae; Streptophyta; Magnoliopsida; Ericales; Theaceae.